Messenger RNA from Manihot esculenta (cassava), 1671 nucleotides. RefSeq names its product UDP-D-apiose/UDP-D-xylose synthase 2. Lineage: Eukaryota; Viridiplantae; Streptophyta; Magnoliopsida; Malpighiales; Euphorbiaceae. The record is from RefSeq and is a predicted model, not a curated record. Gene Ontology annotation, molecular function: carboxy-lyase activity. The coding region runs from base 213 to 1385 and encodes 390 amino acids. The transcript has 9 exons.
CGUAAUGCUUCGUUUUUCAUCGUUCUUUAGUAAUCCCAAAAUCUCCUUCAUUGUGCUCGCUUUUCGGCACCCUCAGCGCACAUUAGCUUCCACCACCGUUACUUCCAUUAAAUAGACAGUCGCGUACAAGCAUUUUCAUUUCCUUUUUUGCUUUCACUUUUUGCUCGCGAGAGAUUUUGGUUUUUGGUUCUUCUUGGUGAUUGUUUGACACAAUGGCGACGGCGGCUGAUAGGGUAGAUCUGGACGGGAGGCCGAUAAAGCCUGUCACAAUAUGCAUGAUCGGUGCUGGAGGUUUCAUAGGCUCCCACCUUUGCGAGAAGUUGUUGAUGGAGACGCCGCAUAAGAUCUUGGCUCUUGAUGUCUACAACGAUAAGAUCAAGCACCUACUCGAGCCGGAAUCACAAUCUUGGGGCGACCGGAUCCAGUUCCACCGCCUCAACAUAAAAAACGACUCACGCCUUGAAGGCCUCAUCAAGAUGGCGGAUCUGACGAUAAAUCUGGCGGCUAUUUGUACUCCGGCAGAUUACAAUACGCGUCCGUUGGACACAAUUUACAGCAACUUUAUUGAUGCGCUUCCAGUGGUCAAGUACUGUUCGGAAAACAACAAGCGUCUAAUUCACUUCUCGACUUGCGAGGUGUAUGGUAAAACGAUUGGGAGCUUUCUUCCUAAAGAUCACCCUCUUCGUCAGGAUCCUGACUACUACCUUCUUAAAGAAGAUGCUUCCCCCUGCAUCUUUGGACCUAUUGAGAAGCAGAGGUGGUCUUAUGCAUGUGCAAAACAAUUGAUUGAGAGGUUGAUUUAUGCUGAGGGUGCAGAGAAUGGCCUUGAGUUCACCAUUGUGAGGCCUUUCAACUGGAUUGGACCCAGAAUGGAUUUCAUUCCUGGUAUUGAUGGCCCGAGUGAGGGUGUUCCCAGGGUUCUGGCAUGCUUUAGCAAUGCUCUCUUGCGCCAUGAACCACUCAAGCUAGUUGAUGGAGGUCAAUCUCAGAGAUCUUUUGUUUAUAUCAGGGAUGCUAUUGAAGCUGUUCUUUUGAUGAUCGAAAAUCCAGAGAGGGCUAAUGGUCACAUUUACAAUGUUGGAAACCCUAACAAUGAAGUUACAGUUAGGCAGCUUGCUGAAAUGAUGACUGAGGUCUAUUCAAAGGUAAGCGGAGAACCUGCUCUGGAGGUGCCAACAGUUGAUAUCUCCUCCGAGGAAUUUUAUGGUGAGGGAUAUGACGAUAGUGACAAGAGAGUUCCAGACAUGACUAUAAUCAAUGCACAUCUUGGUUGGAACCCCAAGACAUCACUGUGGGACUUGCUUGAAUCAACCCUCACUUAUCAACACAGGACAUAUGCCGAGGCAGUUAAAAAGGCCAUUUCACAACCUUCAUCAUCCAGCUAAGGAAACACUUGAUGUUUGUUAGAAUGAGUCCCAAUUCUUUGUUGAGGGAAAUUUUAACAUCUGUUAGAGUUUGUUCUAUAUAGGCUACAAUUUUUUGUCAUUCCAGCGUCAAUAGUCAAUGCCUCUAGUACCUCAGCUAUCCUGUGUUUCGAAUAUGGAUAUUACUCCUGAAAAGAUAAUAGGAUCUUAUUGGAUAAGUAUAUUUUGUUUCCUGUAAACUAGCCUUGUGAGCUUGGGCUGCGACAUUAAUGGGGGAAUUAUACAAAAUUUGUUCUGUUUCUUUGUA